AGGUGAUUUUAAUUAUUUUUAAUGAUAUUUUUAACUUAUUUUUUUAUUAAAAAAAUAUAAUUUCAUUUCGAGUUAGUGAAAUUUACAGUAAUAUUGAUGAAAUAUAACGACACCCAUUUGGGGUGAAAAACCUCAAUUUACUGACACGUCAAGCUUUACCUACCAAUCAUGUCGUACAUUAGAGUUAGUUAUAUAAAAGAGUGUGGAGUUAAUUUGGAUAACUAAAAGAUAACAUGUCGUUAGCUAAGUCAAUAUAUGCCACUUGUGAAGUCCAUAAGAAGUGGCAUUAUCUUUUACAGCGUUUAAGAAUGGUGAGGUCCAUUUAACACAGUCCCUUUCGAUGCCUUAAAGAAGGAAUGAGCAGUCCCAAUCUGUUUUAGUGCCUCAAAACUAUCCACUGUUUUGGAUGAAUCCUUUGUUGCUCUUCAAAGAUAUCAACUUCAAUUUCCUUUGUAACGUUUAUAAAAGGUUGAAAUUGGUUUAUAAAAGGGUUGGCUAUCCCUAAUUUAAUGAAUUAAUCACCUGAUUGAGUUAAGUACUAAGUAUGGCAUGGUGUUCGAUUCGAAAGGAAUUAUAUACAUAUAAGAUCAAACAAAGUACAUUGAUGUAUUCUGGGUCUCAUGCUAUAAGGAAGAUGUGAAGUUAAGGUGCAUUUUGGAUCCUUAUAUUUUAUGUAACAUAUCACCAUCUAACAUGAUGAGAUAUUGACACAUAAUUUGAUAAGUCCGAAUCAUAGAUCUAAAAUGCACACUCAAGUUAAUAAUAUUCUAUCUAUCGAACCCUCAUAAUUUAAUUCAAUUAUUAUCUCACUUUUACAUACUUGGGGCCAUGUUGCUAGCUAUCUCAUUAUCAUCUUCUAUUCUUUUUCUUUUAUGCAUGACAAAAAAUAUUCUUUCAGAAAUAACAGAAAGCUGAUGCUUAUGAUAGUGUUCCUUUACACCGUAGCAGAGGGAGUCAACACAGCUUGGUUCAAUCCCGGGUGCACAAGAUCAUCCACGUUGGCGCUCGGGUAGCGGGGAUCGUCGUCCGCUAAGGUUGGGCUCUAGCUUCUAGGUUUGGAAUCUCCCUUUGGCCGCCUCCCGUUGUGUCCCCGGUCCCUACACACAGGUCGGGGUCAAGAAGGGGGCUCCCAACUUCAACCCUUCCGAAUAUUUUGUUACAAUUAGGUGGAAAAUAAGCCAAGAACCGAUCCCUGUUGUCGGUCCCGCAAUGAGUGUUUAUCCUUCCAUUAGGUGAUCGAUCGUAUGUGUCAUAUUCAUGAUCGUCGACCCAUCGGGCGGCUGGCUUACUUUUGGAGCCUAUGUGGGGUGUUCUCCAUGCCGUGGCGUCGGACGACGAUGUUGUACUCGGUGUCGUCCCGACCUUCACGAGAUGGCUCGGUACUCGGUCAACGUUGUCUCGAUCUUUGCAAGAUGACGUUGUACUUGGGCGAUGUCAUUCCGACUUUUGCGGGGCAGCGUUGUACUAGGUCGGCGCCGUCCCGAUCUUCGCGGGAUGGUGCUGUACUUGGGCGGUAUUGUUCUGACUUUCGCGGGAUAGCACUGUACUUGGUCGAUGCCGUCUUGAUCUUCGCGGGACGGCACUGUAUUUGGGUGGCAUAGUUUAUUAUGUUGACUUGGAUGCUGUCGGCUGUGUUCAGUGGUCGGAGGGCAAGUUACUAAAAUGUGCCCUAUCAACCUACCAAUACUCUUCAACUAGAAUGAUGAUUGUUUGUGUUGCUUGAUUGAAGUGUUUCUAUGAUUCCAUGAUAUCAUGAGAAAUAGCUAAAAUUACAGUGCCACCAAAAUAUGACCUGUCCCUGUUAUCUACUAAAUCAUUUUGUUCAGAGUUUUUAUAAGGAAUGGAACCACCAAGAGAUGAAAUAUAAUACUUAAUUACUAGAUGUUAGAAAACAACAACUAUGCAUAUGUUUUAGCUAAUUAAUAAUGAUAGGGGUAGGAAACUGAUUUGACAUAACACCCCGGAUUCGACGUAACACACCCCCCACGACGAAGGUCUUGUGCGGCGCACUGCCCCAGAAUGAGCAUUAACAACGACACGACAUGCGUCCAUACCGAACGUACCCAAACGACCCCAUCGGCGGAACCCUCAUAAUCGGCCAAGACAGGGGGAGGCGUUGACUGACACCCCCCCAUACCCUGCGGAGGUUCGGCCCUCCACGCAACGACCAUGACAGCGACAGACACCAUCAGAGGUACGACCCUGCUCCGGCAGUAUGGCACAUCAGGUAACAUCAAAUCCGCUUAUAAAUACCCCCUGACUCCUAACGAAGAGGGGGGGCUCUCUCACUGAACACUCCACUCCACAUCACUGACUCGAUCGUCGGAGGGGUCGGGCCGAGCUACCGACCCGACCUGUGUGCAGGCAGGCGACCGUAGCUGAGCCCUCUCUGCGUGGCGGAGUUCCCCAGCCAGGCCCACUGCAUCCGCCAUCUCAGGAUCCCAAGGAGGAACCACGUUUGAACCUAGCCAUUUGGAGCCUUGAACCAGCCGCGUCGACCCCGAGGUCACGGCUAAAAAGUUACUUACCAUAACAAAUAAUGCACAUAAAAUUAAUGUUUUUGCAAAAGAAUGAUACAGUUGGUUGAUAGUAUGAGUGCAUAUAAUUAAAAGAUUUAUGGUUUUAAGAAGAAAACUAAACUUACAUAAGAACAUUAUGUUCAGUGUUAUAACCAAUAUUACUUUUAAUAUAAUACUGAGAAAUAAAUUGUAAGGAUGAGAACUUAAAAGUGAUUAGUAGCUUCAAGAUAGAUUCUUCAUAUACAAAAUUUGUACCAACCUACUUGUGUGAGGAGGAUAGAAGAGGCCACCCAUUCAAUGCACUCAAUCUAAGAUGCCCACAUAGAGGGAUGUCAAUUACUUUGGUGACCUAAACACACAAAAUAAUUUUGUGUAUUCAAUCCAAUCAAUGAUUUUUGUUAUAUAGAUAAAAUUCUACGCUUUACAUUGAAUUAAACCACAUGAUCUAUCGUUUGUAUGACAGUAUCAAUUGUUUAACAUGUUAGCUACGAUAUUGCGUAGGGUCGAAACACAAUUUCUAAUAUCCAUCACUAGUGAUUAGGACUACAUCAAAAGAAGAAAAUUGUAUUAAUUUGUAAAGGGUUUUCUAAGGUAGUUUUCAUAAUCGAAUCAGACUAAAUAUCAAGUUCAUAUCAUUGGUUGAUUGAUGUGUCAUUCAACAAAAAAAAAAAAAGUUGAUUAAAAAAUAAAUUUUUAAUAUAAUAAAGAGUGAUGAUAGAAGAGUAAAUAGUAUGUUGAGAGGAUUAGAGAGUUUUAAUUAUUAAAAAAUAUUUUCUUUCAUUCUUUAAUUAUUUUAAAUGUCUUUUGUUAUGGAACUUAACGUUGUGGCAGAGGAGUCAGCAUGAUUAGGUUUCGUCCUGAAGGUGUAAGGUUACCCUCACGAGGAUUCGGUGAUGUGGCGGAAGAACCAAGUCGGGUUAGGGAGCACCUCAUCGGUCAACCCGAGGCGAACCUUCAAUUGUUGCUCCUUCCUACCAAGGAAGGUCAACGUCAAGAGAGGAAUUCUCGAUCGACUCAUUCAAAGUUUAAGUCAGCUCAAGAUGGUAUAUAAGUGUUUGAGGUGUGUCCCCUUGUUAGUUGAGAGAGGAUUGGCUUUUAUACAUGUUUGUCGGAGGAACAAUCGUACAAGGCUCAUUAAUGAUCUAUGAUAUCCUUGGAGGUCAACCCAAGCUUUCUGCAUGGCACGAGCUGACCUGCACGGCACCGUACCAUGCGGUAUCGUCUUACAUCAUCACAAAUGGCUCAAUGUAUGACAGUAUCGUCUCGUACAGAUCUAAGCGACACGAGUAUGACUCUCAGAUCUGAUGUACUUUGUUAGCACGAGUAUGACUUCCGCCGCUCUCAGAUUCGAUGUAAUUUACCUCGUUUCUUUCAUACUUGCAUUGAGUAAUGGUUUAACAUUAUUUUAUGUAGAUGAUGCCAAGAGUGGUUAAGGUUUGCAUUAGUUUUCUUCCCCAUCUGAUCGAACCUGUAAAGAAGCUUCGGUGUACGUGCAGGGCUUGUCGGGUUGACCAUAUCCAUGAAUUAUUAUCCUUAUCAUGCUGCUUCUCCUAACUCAAUCUUUAAUCUGUCUCGAGAGAUAUCUUAUUCUAUUCCCCAUAUAAAAUAACAACUCUAAUGUUUAGUCCAUUGCACGAGAGAGCAUUGUCGUCGUCUAAAUCAUUUCCCGGUUUUGAAGUUGACGAUUUCGAUCUCUGAAUUUUAGGAAUCAUAAUCGAAUCAUAGAGGAUUGGUUCUUGAUAUGGUUUGGUCCCAACGAGUCAUCGGGCUACUUUUGUUACUGUUCUAAUAUGAUUCGAUGUGGGUUCGAACCAAACUGUGAUAAGCACUAUGGUGAUGAAACCGUAGGAGGUCGAGGAAGUGUAAAGCUAGAUGAGUUUAUACUAUGAUCAUCGUAGAGCUGAAGCUUUCCAAGCAUCUGUCAUCACCUUCACAGUUGUCUAAUGCCAUGAACUGGACGUCGACUGUGGCAGCUGAGCAGUGACAUAUGUGAUGAGCAUUGUUUGCGGACAAUGAUUUGGCUGUGCCGAUCAUCUGGCAGAACUGUGUUCUUCGAGCAGGGUUGGUGAUGCAGCUGACAGCGCCAUUUAUCCUAAUGUCUUGUCGGUGGUGAGGACAGGCAGUACCGGAGGAGGAUUCGGUGGUGAGCCGAAUCCAGAGAAUUCAAUGGUGGCCUUCGCCCGCUUGCUCUGCUCCUGCAAGUUGUCGUGCUGGUGCUUGGCAAGUGGCCCGGGCGACUGAUGAGGGCACGGCCAUGGACGGAUGAUUGGGUCGCAGGGUGGGGCGUCCCCCAGAAUCCGCCCUGGUCGAAACGAUUCGGCGUUGUUCCUGCUCAUCAAUGAUCUUUGUUCUGUACACAGAGAGAGAGAGAGAGAGAGAGAGAGAGAGAGAGAGAGAGGACAAUGGCUAGACAUAGUUGAAGGUGAUCAUGGAAGAUUGGACAGCAACAAGCAUUGGGUAGCAAUGUGGAGAUGCUGUUCGAGACUAAAGAAAGACUCCCGCGCAACCUGAUCGAAGUUGUGAUUAGGUGAUCCGACAAUGAUGCAUGUUGAUUGGGCCUACCUCGAUAAGCUGCGAUUGGACAGGGGGGAGAGAGAGAGGCGAUGGAGGAGAGCAUCUUCUACAGCGCUAGCCAUGGCCACACAUGAGGCGUGCAGUGCAGUGGACCGCUUCGGAGCUGCGUCAGUGGGAGUACAGCGGAACGGGUGAAGUACCCUUCGGCUUCAAAAGUUGAAACGGCUAAGAGGGAGCAGGAAGACGGAGGGAGGAGGAGAUCUCCCUCGUGAUACCCUCUCGGUUGCGGCCUAUCGAGCGAGGAGAGAGAGGGAGGAAGGCCAAUCAAAUCCCUCCGACUCUCUCUCUCUCUCUCUCGUUGCUGCUUUUAAGCGACUCUUCUUUUCUCGUGCGCCGCGCGUCACUGCACUUCACCAACCUCUGUCCCUCGCUCCUUCCCAUACGCAUCCAUCACCACUUCUGCUUCUCUCUCUCUGUACAUAAUUCUCUACAUAGCUGUCUACUCUUCCUUUAGGUCUGCAAGUUCUCUUUCUUGGUUCUUAAACCUGAGGUUGCCCUGGAGAAGAGGAGAGCUCAGUGGUGGGGAGCAAUGGCGUGUGGGAAGGAUGGGGAGAAGGACCCUCGCAUUGGAGGGAUAGCGGCUUCCAUCCGCGUCGUCCCCGACUUUCCCAAGAAAGGAAUCAUGUUCCAGGACAUCACCACCCUCUUGCUCGACCCGAAAGCCUUCAAGAACACGGUGGACUUGUUCGUGGAGCGGUACAUCGGGAAGGAUGUCUCCGUUGUCGCUGGUGAAGUCAUUUCAGAAAAGUAUGUUCUGGAAUAUGGGACUGAUUGUCUUGAAAUGCAUGUCGGAGCAGUCCAACCUGGUGACCAUGCUUUGGUUGUUGAUGAUCUGAUAGCAACUGGGGGUACUCUUUGUGCUGCCAUGAAUUUACUUGAGCGUGCUGGGGCUGAGGUGGUUGAAUGUGCAUGUGUUAUUGAACUUCCAGAACUCAAGGGUCGAGAAAAAUUAAAUGGUAAGCCAUUAUACGUACUGGUGGAGUCGCUUUGACGAUCCUUCUUCUUCGUAUCAGUUCGUGUACAUUAGAGGAUUUUAUCUCCAUUAUCACAUGUUGAAGCUGGCUUCUGUUCUUCUCAGAUCUGUAAACUUCAAUUGGUUCAUGCCUUGGCUUCCUUCUUAUGUUCUCCAUUUUUCUCAAAUUUGCUUUGGGACACUGCAUUUUAUUUGAAUAACCAUUUGUCAUCUCCCUGUUCUCAAACUCAUUGUGAUCAACUGUCAUGCAUUUUUCAUCAAUACAAACCUUGGAGUACUUGUCA
Molecule: messenger RNA, 6350 nt
Organism: Musa acuminata AAA Group (dessert banana)
Lineage: Eukaryota; Viridiplantae; Streptophyta; Magnoliopsida; Zingiberales; Musaceae
Product: adenine phosphoribosyltransferase 4-like
Exons: 5
Coding region: 5623-6084 (153 amino acids)
Biological process (GO): adenine salvage
Cellular component (GO): cytosol; cytoplasm
Molecular function (GO): adenine phosphoribosyltransferase activity
Source: RefSeq, a predicted model, not a curated record